Messenger RNA from Penicillium cataractarum, 1029 nucleotides. Its product is annotated as prephenate dehydratase PHA2. The transcript has a single exon. The coding region runs from base 1 to 1029 and encodes 342 amino acids. The record is from RefSeq and is a predicted model, not a curated record. Lineage: Eukaryota; Fungi; Ascomycota; Eurotiomycetes; Eurotiales; Aspergillaceae. Gene Ontology annotation, molecular function: prephenate dehydratase activity; chorismate mutase activity. Gene Ontology annotation, cellular component: cytoplasm. Gene Ontology annotation, biological process: L-phenylalanine biosynthetic process.
AUGCCCGCCAAUCGCUUGAAAGUGGCCUUCCUAGGCCCGCCGGCCUCGUUCUCGCAUCAGGUACAGAGUCAACUCCAAAUUCCCCCGCCAAGCUCAUUCUCAUUACCCCACAUUAUUGGCCGAAUUGAGUUCGUCUCUAACAGUUGCUUUUUGUUCUUACAGGCCGCGGCCGAGUCCUUCGAUAACACGGACGCUGAGUUACUUCCUCACGUCUCCUUCGCGGAUGCCUUCACGGCUGUGCAGCAGCAAGUCGCCGACUACGCGGUGAUCCCGUUCGAAAACUCGACCAAUGGCUCCGUUGUGCAGACAUUGGAUUUACUUGCGGAUCGUAACGCCCUUUACACGGACGUCGAGGUCUGUGGAGAGUACUACCUGACCGUGCACCAUUGUCUGCUUGUGCGCAAGGGCACGUACCCAUCCGGCUGGGCAGGCUACGACGGCUCCAUCACAAAGCUAUACACACACCCACAGGCCUGGGGCCAAUGUGAUAAUUUGUUAUCGCAACACUUCAAGGGCAUCGAGAGACAAGAUGUCUCGUCAACCUCCAAAGCCGCGGAGAUCGUUUCGAAAGAGAUGGGCGAGCACGCCGCAGCCAUCGCCAGCAAAUUCGCAGCCGAGCACCACGGCGUCGAUAUAUUGAAAGAGAAUAUCGAGGAUCGUGCCGAUAAUACGACCCGCUUCUUGAUCUUCAGGAAUACUCGUGUCGAGCGUCCUGCUCAACUUGAGUUCGAGCAACCUUCUACAUCGACUGAAGCAACGACGCGGAAAACUUUGAUCUCCUUUGCGAUUGAUCACUCCUCGCCGGGUGCUUUGGCGAAUGCGUUGCUUAUUUUCAAGGCUCAUGGGUUGAACCUCACGAGUAUCAAUACGAGACCGAGCUUGAAGCGUGCUUGGCAAUAUAUCUUCUUCGUCGAGUGUGGGCGAACACCCUCGGACGAGAAUAAGGAGGCUGUUCUCAAAGCCUUGGAUGAUUUGCGUCACGCUACGGAGUUUUGUAGGGACUGGGGUUCUUGGAAGGACCAGCUCUGA